Molecule: messenger RNA, 1434 nt
Organism: Annulohypoxylon maeteangense
Lineage: Eukaryota; Fungi; Ascomycota; Sordariomycetes; Xylariales; Hypoxylaceae
Product: kinase-like protein
Exons: 2
Coding region: 1-1434 (477 amino acids)
Source: RefSeq, a predicted model, not a curated record
AUGUUAUCAGACUUCAUCUUAUCGGCUAAUCUGUGUGAUAUAUUCCUCCAGACCCAAGCAUUGCCAUUUAAAACUAUGGACGACCGUCGCGAGGCCUUCGGACCUCUGGUCGAUAUUCCGGAUACGUCCCUUAUUGCGCUUGCUUUGAGGGUUUAUGAAUAUAAAUUCUUGAAGCCGAGUGAGAAAUGCCGAGUGAUCGCCCGUAUCGCCGGCUCGUACAAUCUUGUUCAUGUUGCCCAAUUAGAUAAUGACUUCAGACUUGUGAUCCGCGUCCCUGUGACUGGUUGGGGUUCUGGCAAGACCGAGACGGCAGCGCGUGCACUAGAGUCAACAGUCGCAACAAUGCGCUUCAUCGCGAAUCAUACAUCUAUUCCAGUGCCUCAAGUAUAUGAAUACGACACAUCCGACGAUAAUGAAAUCCAUACACCAUACAUGUGCAUCAGCUUCAUUUACGGGUCGCCAGUAUCUAAUAUCUGGUCUAAGGGGUCCGAUACCAUACCCCUAAUACAUUUCCAGCACAAUAUCUUACGGAGUCUUGCCCAAGUCAUGGUUCAGUUUUCCUGUUUUAGAUUCAAUAAGAUAGGGUCUAUCCCAAAUAAUGAUGUUGACGCAGAAUCACUAGAACCCUGUUACAGUUGGCAACAGCAUCCAGAUGCCACAUUGCGCGUUGUAUCCUCCGGGCCUUUCGAUUCCGCAUCUAGCUACCUCGCCCAUCACUAUAGAGAAGAUGAUGGAGACGAGUACAGUAGAGGAGCGUCGGCAAUACUAAAAUCAAUCAUGUCUACCGCAAUACCAGAUUAUCCUUCGGAAUACUUCGUGCUUUGUCCUCCCGACUUUGAUUCUCAAAAUGUCCUGGUUGACCGUCGAGGCAAUGUUACGGGCCUCAUAGACUGGGAUCAUGCUCAAACUUUACCACAGUCUAUGGGUUAUGCAAGAUUUCCUGCCUGGCUUACAAGAGAUUGGGACCCUUCGACGUAUAGUUGGCCAGAAAUGUCAGGUACAGAGGAUUCCCCAGCGACUUUAAACUACUACCGACAGCAAUAUUGUCAGUAUCUUGGAAAUGCCCUCAAGUGGCGAAGAGAAUGGAUGUUCACCUUGAAGUCUCACAUGGCAGAAGCAGUGUGGAUAGCUGUCCACUACACCCAUAGCCGGGUGGCAAUAUGUCAAAAGCUGAUCGAGGAAGUUCCAAUGGGAAAUAAAUAUAUUGACGGUCGGAAAAUUCUCUUUGAUAUCGGGAACGACGACUUCGAGGAGGAGGAUUGGAAUUCGUUGAUUGCCGGAAUCAAGAGCCUUUUUAUAAUGCGACACCAACUAUUUGCCCAUCGGCAACAAGCUAGACUGUCCAGACUCAUGGCAUAUCCCGAUCCCGGCAGCCGACGUCGUAGCUUCGAACCUUCAUGCUACCAUGCCCUUGAACCGGCAACGUACAAUUAG